CUAAACUACUUCCGUCCGCAUUAGAAACAAACAAAAUUGCAAUAGAUUUCAAUAAAUAUCGUACCUGCUGGACACAUUUUUCGGGUCCGAUGAAGCGGAAUGAAAAAGGACAUUCCCAGUGGUUUAAUGUCAAUGGCCAGAUUAGAAAUGUCUAGAAAGAGUCAGCACAAUGUCCAAGUGGAUGUACCACCCAUGUCAUAAACUGAGUGUGCCAUCCGCAAAACUCUUCUGGUGUCGGCAUUGCAUGCAGAUGUUUGAAGAUGCUAUAUCCAGAUGGAAACACAGCAGAGUCUGUCAUGCAAUAAGGGGUUAUAAAAGGAAAAACACUAACUCCAAGGUUGUUCAGAUGUACAUUAAGCCUGACACGGUUUCAUAUUCAAGUAACGUUCAACCGGGACAAAGUGUGUACCAUAAACCACAAGUGAAAAAAUCCUCUGCUGAACUAAAGUGUUUGAUAUGUGACACAAAAUUUAACAGUCUAAAUGAUAUGAGAAAUCAUGUGAAAAACCCAUGUCAGAAAUUAGAUAUAAUAGGCAUAACACAGACAAUUAACAGGGAAGAGGUCAGUGACUUUGGUAUUAUUCAGAUUGACAGGGUAGAGGGUGAGGAGGCGGACCCAACGCUGUCCAACACCGCACUGUCUGUGCUGGCCGAGGCUUCAGAGCACGUAGAGUCGCUGGCACGUGGCGGACAGGAGCAGGUGAUCGAGGAGACGCCAGAGGCAGGGGAACUGAUCACUGAGUGCACUGGGGACAGUUUCACUGUACAGCCCAUAGACAAGCAGGGGAAAACUGACUGUGACAAUCUUGCAAGAUUCUACCUUGGGACACUGGUGUUGUCACUCCAGGGGGACCCAUUUGUUGAGACAGAGAAAUUCUUCACACCAGAUAUUGUACAAGCUUGUUUACAAGAAACAGCUUCUAAGUUUCCAAAAGGUCAGACUUUGGAAGUAAAACUCUGCUGCCUCUCUGAGGUUGUGAAGACAUACAUUGUUCUGGAACAGGGGAAGAUAACCGAGAUCAAGGUUGAUAGCCUCCCUGCAGUCGAGCACCCUGGUGAAACCAUCCAUCCUGCAAGCAGCAGUCUAGUGGGGGACACGAACACAAACACUGAGAGUUACAUAAUCCAGACAGACAAUAAUUAUUGUCUGCAAGCAACACAGCUUGAAUCUAUUCACACUGACAGCAGCUGUGUCCAGUCUGUUAACUCCUCUGUGAGCAAUAGCAAGCCAAGUGGGUCCAAGUUGGAACAGGUUCUGACCGUUCCCCUGGACACUGUACACUUGCUGGAACCUGCAAAACAAGCUCAAACUGUUGUUGUGCCCUUUGUUCCAGAACUGUCUGAGGUUGCUAUUCCCUGUGAAAGGGAUCCCAUCAACAGGAGUGUAAUAUUGGAGACUGGGGCAUACACUGGUUCACACACUCACUCUGGGAACUAUACUGUUGUGAUACCUGAUAACAUCCUUGUGCAGAACAGUUAAGAUAAAAGAAAAACAUUGAAAAUUUAAGAAUUAACAAAACAGCAAAAACACCUCGAAGAAAUUGGCACAUGUUAAACAUAGUUUAUCACUCAUUCCAACUGCAUGGCAUCUUCUUCCCAUUGAUUGGUAGGUUGGAGCGUGAAUGGUUUUAAUUAUUGAUUGUUUAUACACAAUAUGUUUUCCACUCAGUUUUAUCAUUUUUUCCUACCAAUUUUUUCUUGGUAAUAGAGUACACAUUCUAUGUAUUUUCAAAGUUAUGUACCGGUAGAAUAUGAAAAAAUAUAAUGGUAGAACUAUUGAGAUAUUUUGAACAAACUUUGAUAUGCAUGUGUAUAAACAUAAUGGUAAAGGCUUUUCAGCUCAUCUUGUGUCUUUGGGUGAGCUUUAAGGAUUUUUGUGUAUUGUUUGCUCAUCUAUCGUCCACAUCAAUAUUGCUUUACACAAAACAGCCUAAUCCAUUUAGCCAAUUUCAAUUAAAUUUCAAAGGAACGAUCAUUGGGUGGUCAUAUGACUACCGUGCGAUACUGUGUAUAGGACGCUAGCUAAGAUAAGACGCACGCAAAAAAAUACAUG
Molecule: messenger RNA, 2053 nt
Organism: Mya arenaria
Lineage: Eukaryota; Metazoa; Mollusca; Bivalvia; Myida; Myidae
Exons: 5
Coding region: 170-1480 (436 amino acids)
Source: RefSeq, a predicted model, not a curated record